Messenger RNA from Solanum tuberosum (potato), 702 nucleotides. RefSeq lists its product as uncharacterized. The record is from RefSeq and is a predicted model, not a curated record. Lineage: Eukaryota; Viridiplantae; Streptophyta; Magnoliopsida; Solanales; Solanaceae. The transcript has 2 exons. Bases 3 to 353 code for a protein of 116 amino acids.
AAAUGACGGAAAAUGUUGGGACAUCCUCAAAUUUUCAUGUCUCGCCUACUUUUGAUGCAGAUGAUUGUCGGGAAAAUAUCACACAAGAUGAGCCCAUUGAUCCUGUGAAUAUCGAUGAUCGUGACCUUCCAAAUUACGGCUCACCUUCAACUAGUGAUAGUGAUGAUUUGUCUAAUGCCGAGGAAUCAGGAGAUAAUGUUCCAUUUAAGGCAUCAUCUAGUGAUGAUGAUUUUUUAAUGCCCAAUCGAUCGCCAAGACCAAUGUCCAUGAGUCCGUUUCGUAAUCAUGAAAUUCCUUAUCUGGAUCAUCUCCAAGAUGGUCCAGAUAUCUUUGGCGAUACACAUGAUGAAUAAACAUCACAACGUACGUGGGGUGAACCGGAAGAUUUCAUGAAUGGUGCUAUUUAUAUUGAAAAAGGCAUGUUAUUCAAUUCAAAGAAGCAGUUGCAAAGAGCAGUUAAGCUUCUACAUUUAAAGAUAGCGAGGGAGUACUUUGUUAUUAAAUCGACAAAGAAAUCAUGGCGACUUGUUUGCAGGCGUGUAGAACAAGGAUGUCGAUUUAGGCUAACUUCUUUUAAUGAUAAACAUACUAACAUGUGGAAAGUUGGAAGAUACAUUAAAGAACAUACAUGUGAUAUGGGUACGUGCCGUGAUGGACAUUUCAACUUGGAUGUUGAGAUGAUUGCUAACGUCCUCCGUGUUG